This is a messenger RNA of Doryrhamphus excisus (bluestripe pipefish), 1375 nucleotides long. Its product is annotated as midnolin. Gene Ontology annotation, cellular component: nucleus. NCBI's taxonomy places the organism in Eukaryota, Metazoa, Chordata, Actinopteri, Syngnathiformes, Syngnathidae. The record is from RefSeq and is a predicted model, not a curated record.
UUACCGGAGACUAGCUUCUGGUGUAGUAAAGCUUUUGCAGUCUCAUAUGUCUUGUGCCGUUGCUAGUAACCACUUCCCUUUAAAUGUACUGCUCAUUAAUUUAAAGGUAAACGAUAUUUGAGAGGCGAUAUGAGAUAAUGAUAUAAUGUAUUAUGUGAAGCUGCAAUAAGGAAACAAGGCGGUACCUUUUUAACGCCGGGCUCCACCAUGCGUCUGUUGAUCACCUCCACCUCCAUCGGCUGCCCUGUGGAGAUCCUUGUUCCCAAAGCAGAGACCCUUGAGGGCCUGAAAACGCGUCUCUCCCGUCAACUUCAAGUGCAAGCUGACAGAAUCGUCCUCCUGCAUAAAGACAAGCAGCUGACUGCAGGGAAACUAUUGGAGCAAGGUAUAGCAGAUGGUAGUAGCCUCACCCUACAGCUCCCAGCAGUAGCAGAGGCUGCCUUAUUUUGUUCAGGUACCAGAGCUGAAAGGGUGGUGGAGGCUUUGGAGAGUUUAACAGAAUGCCAGAUCAGUGACUUCUUGUCCGGCCUUGUACCUCUGACCCUUAAACUGGCAAUGGGUUCCCACAUGAUGGAUGUGCAGCUCCAGCUGUCCUCUCAGGAUGUAGCCAAACUGCAGCUAAACAAUGCCUUAGAAGCUUCAAACAGACCUUCAACAAGUACCACUUAUCCAGCUACAUAUUCCAUGCAAUUUGACCCCCAUGUGGACACUGCUAUGUCUGCUGUGACCUACCAUCAGCGGCCAAAGUCUCAUCAUUCACACUCAAUUUUAUCAACGCCUUCUGCAUGUUCAGCACCAGCGAGCACACCAGUUUAUUUAACCACGGACUCCAGUGCUGCACCACAGAGUCCUUUAGCAGCCUCCACUUUCACAGAGACAGCUCACUCCUCCACUGUUGAGCCCAUCAAGCAAGCAGGCGCAGUAAUAGAAAGUUUUUUUACUCAUGCUCAAGGAGUUUUCUCUGGAACUUUCUCCGGCACGCUGGCGCUGUGCAAUCGGAGCGGCUUGAACCAUCCUCGACGAGGCAUUGCCAUUAUCCUGCAAAUUCUUGAUGACUUCCUCAGAGCUGCUUCACGCUACCAAGUGGCCCAGGUGAAUCCCUCUAACCGCAAAGAGAUGGACGAGCCCCUCUGUGAAACUCCUGAUGAGGAGGCUCACAGGUUCCUAACCGUUUUGGAAGAGAACCAGACAAUGCACCGGAAAGUGAAGCGCUUGCAGUUUUUAAUGGACCGGCGACAUCACAAACGAACUCUGAGGAGCUCACAGUUGUCACAUCCCUAUCAGCAUCACCAUCCUCCUUAAUGUUCUAAAAGGCAGCCACGUCUCACAAAAGCUAAUUGUGGGCACGUACAACUGUUUAUUUUUAAAUAAAAUA